AUGAAGUUGCUUGUUGUUUGUGAGUUCAUCUUGGUUUCUCUGUUCCCCAGCGAACAGGUACUCGUCACCAGCACUGCGCAGAAGUGUGAACUCGACGCUGGUGUGGGGCCCCCCAGUCGAGGCACCGGUGCCCCCCCAAGGCACCGGUGGACUGGUCCGACCCCCUCCCCCCUCCCCCCUCUCCCCUCCUCUUCCUCUCUCAACCCCGUCUACACCCCGAUGGCCCCGCUGCCCCCGCUGCCUCCGCUUCCCCCUCUGCCCCCGCCCCAUCUCCCCCACCUUGCCCCUGCCCCCUCCCGGGCCGCAUCGAGGCUGGCGACUGUCUGGACGAACGUCCACGCCGCGCUCCUCAGUCGCAGCAGCACAGGCUUGCCCUCCUCCCUAUCCCAGGUCUCCCUCGCUGCCCUCCCCCUCUUCACCCCGAAGUGCAGGAGGAUGACCCCCGCACCCACCAACUCGAUGAUCAGCACGGCGUUUUGCGCCCACGCCCAGGGCAUUGUGUAG
Messenger RNA from Aspergillus pseudoviridinutans, 504 nucleotides. RefSeq lists its product as uncharacterized. The transcript has a single exon. Lineage: Eukaryota; Fungi; Ascomycota; Eurotiomycetes; Eurotiales; Aspergillaceae. The coding region runs from base 1 to 504 and encodes 167 amino acids. The record is from RefSeq and is a predicted model, not a curated record.